This is a messenger RNA of Musa acuminata AAA Group (dessert banana), 5008 nucleotides long. RefSeq lists its product as uncharacterized. NCBI's taxonomy places the organism in Eukaryota, Viridiplantae, Streptophyta, Magnoliopsida, Zingiberales, Musaceae. The record is from RefSeq and is a predicted model, not a curated record. The transcript has 7 exons. Bases 3882 to 4286 code for a protein of 134 amino acids.
CUCCCGAUGUUGGGCCUCCAAAGCCCACGUGGUCGAGAGGGUCGCCGUUGCCAUUCUCGAAUCUUCCCCGCCCUCUUCGUAGCAUAUUUACGGCCGCCGUUCUCCUCAUUCCCUGUCCGUCCUCGUCCCCUUUGUUAUUGUUCUUUCGUCGUCUUCAUCCUCCGAUCGAACAACGAUGUCGGCUUACUUCGGGUGUUUUGCACCUUUAUGCCGUAGCUGAGGUGUCAGCAUGGCAUGGCUCGUCCCGAGUGCGCAAGAUCACCAGCAUGAUCUCUGAGCUGGAGCGUAUUGACUUGAAGUCGAUCGAAAGGCCGUGACCCAGGUUCGUCGGGUUGCAGGUUGAAGAUCACUCCUUUUGUCGUUCAUCGGGUUCCUGCAUACAGGUCGGUGUCGGAAAGGGACUUCUCGACCCGAUCCCUUCGAUGCUUAAGCUAGCAAGAGUUGGAGAGGGAGAUUUGGAACGUGCGUGUGUGCCAGGUCCUCCCCCAGCAUUGUUCCUGAGGGUAGCUUUUAUACUUGUUCCUACGUGCGAUUGUAGUAGCCUUAAUGAUCCUUGGUCGUCAUCGUACGCGGGUAUUUAAUACCCGUUGACGUCGCGGGUGGUUGGCCCAUAUGUGGGGUGCAAGCGUCGUCUGGUCUACUCAAUGUAGUCUCGUUCGGUGCUGCUUCCUGCCUUUUGUGUGGCCCGAUACAUGGUCGCGUCACCCCAUAUAGCCUGGAGCGAAGUGGGUGCAAAGGGAUGGCAUCAAACGACUGACUAGCCUCGGGCUCAUGAUGUUGAGUAGGCUCUGCCCGACACGUUGGCUUAGGGACAUCAUGCUAAGUCUUCAUGCCGUGGUUGAAAUAUGUUAUAUCAUUCUCUCCCCCCUAAAGGAGUUAUGCCACAGGAGAAUCGUGGGGCACAAGUUGGGGCUUCUGUGGGUCGGGUCCUCAGUCCCAUCGACUGGGUGGAUUACCUCGUCGCAAGUUUGGUCUUCGGCAAGGAUUGGCUGAGGCAUGGUCAGGUGGGCCGGGCAAGGUGUGCUCGGUAGGGAUGGCUGAUACAGGGUUGGCGAAGGCUAGCUGGGGCGUGGUUUUUUUGUGAUCAACUAUUUGCAAGGCGGAUGGUGUCCCUUCGUUGGGGUGUCUGCUUGUUUUGAUUUGGGGCGGUGGAUCGUUUGAUGUAGGAUUGGUUUGAUUGCUCUUGAGCGGGAUAAUGUAUUUGUUGGGGAGUUGGGUUCGAUCGCGUUGAAGCAAAUGAAUGGUCCUGUUGGGAAGUUCGGCUCGACCACAUUGAAGCAGGAGAAUGCACCUGCCGUGAGGUCUAUUCAACCGCGUGGAAGCGGGAGAAUGCACCUGCCAUAAGGUUUGUUCGAUCAAGUGGAAGCGGAAGAAUGCACCUGUCGUGGGGUUUGGCUUGCUCGUGUUUGAAGCGGAAGAAGGGACCUGCUACGAGGUUUGCUUGAUCGUGUUGAGUCGAUGGACUGGCCGAGGCGUAGUCGACAAGGGCUGGUUGAAAUUUAGUCGGCAAGGGUUGGUCGAAACUUAGUCGCAAGGGCUGGCCGAAACUUAGUCGGCGAGUGCUUGUCGAAACUUGGUUGGCAAGAAUUAGUCGAGGCUUAGUCGACGAGGGCUGGUCGAGACUUAGUCGGCAUGGAUUGGCCAAGGCUUAGUCGGCAAGAGCUAGUCUAGGCUUAGUCAGCGAGGACUGGUUGAGGCUCAGUCGGUGAGGACUGGUCACAGUCGGCGAGGAUUGACUGAGACUUAGUCGACAAGGACUGGUUGAGGCUUAGUUGGCGAGGGCUGAUCGAGACUUAGUUAGCAAGGAUUGGUCGAGGCUUAGUCAGCUAGGAUUGGUCGAGACUGGUCGAGACUUAGUCGGCCGGGACUGGCCGAGGCUUAGUCGGCAAGGAUUGGCUGAGUCGAGUUGGCAAGGCAUCUGUAUACGGGAAGCUUCAUCUUCAUGCGGGAAGUUAAAUCUGUGGCAGCUGCUGGCGUGCCCUGACUCUUUUUGAUGUGGCAUCUUCGUCCUCAUGAUGAGAAUGCUGCGUCGUUGCCCGUUGAGAGGCCAGUUCUGUGGGCAUAAUGUUUGAAUAGUCGCGUCGAUUCGUGAGUCCGCGUCUGUUUUUAUAAGCUUUGGCUGCAGAGCUUAGCGGACUCUGUCUUCGAUUUGGUUUCUCCCAUCUGGCGCUUGGGAUGUUCUUGGGUCCUUCUGGUACUUUUUGUCUCAAUUUUCUCCAUUGCUCGGCUGUUCCAUCUAGUCUAGUCCCAGGAUGUCUUCUUCCUCAAACUAGACGGUGACCUCUCCCAUGGGGAUGCCUUCUUCUGAUGACCUCCUUCCUAUUGCCUUUCGUCGGACCUCCAAGUGUCGGCGGGGGGCGAAGAAGUCAGCCACUUCCUUGCGGAACGUGGUCGACGUGAGCUCCUCUUCGGGGAGCCAACCCUUCAAUGCUCCUUCGAUCUCUCAGGACUUCGGGGAGACCCAUGAUUGCGGUUUCGUGGUAACCUCUUGACAAUUGGAGGAGACCCACGAUUGCGGUUCUAUGGUAACCUCCUGGCAACUGGAGGAGCUAUAGGACCGCUUCCAGGUCCCACCAGAGAUUAUCCUCGCUGUGCCCAGGUCCAUCAAUUCUGCCGGGGGUUUUGCCUCUCCUUGGAUGCUUUAGAGGCGGCCUCGCGUCUCCCCCUUUCUCCCAUGGUGGUUGCCUGCUUGGGGUAUUGGUGGAUUUCGCGGUCUCAAAUGGCGCCCAACUCUUAUCGUUUCGUGAGGGCUUUCCUCGGGGCCUGUGACCGCACGGGGAUGGCGUUGUUUUGCGAGCUGUUCUGCUCGUGCUUUCGGUUGAGCCGAGGAUCGAGUAGCUACUACCUGUCUCAUAGUGCGGGAUUCAUAAUCAGCGGGGCGAGCUCUUGUGCAAAGGGGUGGAGGGGUCAAUACUUCGUUGUCGAUGGUGAUGGCGACUGGGGCUUCCUUGUAGCGUGGGGGGCGCAUAUCGUUGAUAAUGCACUGCCCUCCCUAUAUGUGGUGGAGGCCAAGAGUCUGGAGAAAAUACGAGGGCUUUUUGCCUCGGGGGCCAUAGAGCGAUAGGAGGUUGUUUGAUGGAGGUCGCCUCUUCACCGGCUUCAUAUGGGUGGACCUCCGGGUGAUGAAGAGACCGUGCCUUUUGAAUCCUACCUCUGGACUCGGCGAGGGGAUGUCAGCGGGCAAGCAGCCAGCAUGGGCUCGAGGUUCCCCCCACGACCCCUCCAUCAAAGCCUCCGGGGGUCCUCCUAGAGCAAAGCCGAAUCCUUUGGUUAAAAUUCCACUUUCUCUAGCGUCCUCUGCUAGGGAUCUUGAUCCCGCGGUUGUAUGGGAUCGCGAUCCUGUGGUUAGGGCUUUCUUGAGGCCCUUGUCUGAUCUGGCCCCUGAGCCUCCGGAAGAAAUUGUUGCUAGGCCGGCGCCGUCCUCCUUUCUGGUUGUUGAUGUUGCAACGUUUGGGAUCAUGGCUCCAAGCAUGGAGCUGCCUACCGAAGAGGGCCCUCCUCGGGACUUGACUCAUCGGACCCAUCUCUGGGUCAACGAGUGGCGAUGCUUUCACGAGACGAGGCUGCGGCCGAGCCUCUAAGUCUCUAGGAGGAAGCUGCCCCUGAAGGCCUUUCGGUGAUCCCUCCCUCCCUUUCAUCCAGGGAGGCUUGUGUCAAUCUGGAGUCUGCUGCCCGCCCAUUCGUUGCCUCUGCUUCCUGGGGCUGGUCCACGUCUCCUAGUGUUUCGCUAAAGCCUCGCUGGGAGGGGCUCACCAAAGACCAGUGGCUUUGGGAGGAGGCUGGAGCGGUAGCCUCCUAUUGUUGAGGGUUGCUGAGCCUGGCAUUGGCUAGGCUAGUGUAUCGUUGCUCGACGGAGGGGUUGGCGGAUCUUUGCUUCCGCCAUGAAGUCCUGUCGUCGACCCCUUACGGGACGCAGGGGUGCUGAUCAGCCAGUUCUCAUGAGCCAACGUUGCAUUGCGAGCCUAGUCAGAGCGGGCAAAAGAGGAGAAGGUGAUAAUGUUCCAUUCAUUUUAAUGGCUUCUACUUUUAGCACCAUGUCCACAAUAGGCUCUUUGGGUGUUGCUACUUGUCUUCAUGCCGACAAGACUUCUGUUGAAAAGUUCUCCAAGUUCUCUUCACUUGCUUCCAUAUCUUCUGGUUCAACAAGCAGCAGAAGGCAGAACUUGCUAAUGCAGAAGAGGUGCAAUUCUAGGAUCAGAGCUAUGGCAAAGAGUUGUACUUUAACAAGGAUGGCUCUGCCAUUAAGAAGCUACAGACUAUAUAAUGCAGUGGUUAUGAAAUUGUAAUGACUUGAGUCAUUUGGACUUUUGAGUGUAUGGCCACCCACUUCAAUCUGCUUUGGGUUAUUAUGAUGCUAUAUAAUUCCCUCAAGUUGUUCAUUGAGUUGAGAUAGAUCAGGAUGAAGCUGAGGGUGGUAUGUAGGAAACUAUAUGAUUAUGUUUGCUAUGAUCUAAAGGAAAUUGCUUUUCCUUCCUCUCUGCCUGAUCCCCCACGUAUCAAGAAACGAAGGAAACUCACAUGGAGAGAGUGAUGGUGUGUCUUGAAGGAAGCAUCAAGACUUUAUGCUGCUAGCUGGGUGCGGGAUAUUGGUCCCGAUCUUAGACCGAAUGACUAUAAAAAGGUCACAAAUGACGAUGGUGGAAGUCAUCAAGAUAAGACUACAUCUGAAAGAAGAGAACCAUCAACAUUGGAAGAUCUUGCAGUGGCAGCUCGAGGUGGAAUGGAGACAUUAAGGCCUGCUUUGCAGCGUGUGUAUAUGAUGCGUGCCUCAACAUACAGAGAUACACUAAAAAGCUUUAUUCAAGGGUACCAUGAAGGGAUAAAGCAAGUCAUGGAAGGGAAGAAAGGUGAAAAGUCUCAGGCGCAAGAGAACAAUGCAAAGAAGUCCAAUUGAUAUCUUGUCACCAAGAAAGUUUGUUAGGUAUUCACCGGCUGGUGCCCAGUCGAAAUUUUGUAAACAUCAUAUAGAUUAAUUCUUUUAAUUCUAUCGAUGAUAUUAUCUUUUUUA